Molecule: messenger RNA, 2103 nt
Organism: Cavia porcellus (domestic guinea pig)
Lineage: Eukaryota; Metazoa; Chordata; Mammalia; Rodentia; Caviidae
Gene: Gskip
Product: GSK3B interacting protein
Exons: 4
Coding region: 192-611 (139 amino acids)
Biological process (GO): regulation of canonical Wnt signaling pathway
Cellular component (GO): cytoplasm
Molecular function (GO): protein kinase A binding; kinase regulator activity
Source: RefSeq, a predicted model, not a curated record
GGGACGCGGCACAGCGGCGGGCGGUGAGGGGCGACGGGCAGGUGGGCCCCCGGGUCCUGCUGAGGGAGUCCGGGGGCGGAUCCAGCCUGGGUGUUCGCGUCCAGCAGAUCCCGGCCCCUCGGGAACAGGCGUUCUGUGCGCCGCCAGCCGCACUGCGAGGACUGAGCCCCUCUCAGGCAUCCCAGCCCAGGAUGGAAACAGACUAUAAUCCCAUGGAGCUGAGUAAUAUGUCAGGAUUUGAAGAAAGCUCAGAGCUCAAUGGUUUUGAAGGAACCGAGGUCAAAGACAUGAGACUAGAAGCCGAAGCCGUGGUGAACGAUGUUCUCUUCGCGGUCAAGAACAUGUUUGUUUCGAAAAGCCUGCGCUGUGCAGAUGAUGUGGCCUACAUCAACGUGGAGACCAAGGAGCGGAACAGAUACUGCCUGGAGCUCACGGAAGCAGGGCUUCGGGUGGUGGGACACGCCUUUGACCAGGUGGAGGAGCACGUGCAGAUGCCCUACCACGAGACCGUCUACUCCUUGCUGGACACACUCAGCCCCGCCUACCGGGAAGCCUUCGGAAACGCGCUGCUGCAGAGACUGGAGGCCCUGAAGAGGGACGGCCAGUCGUGACUCUGCCUCUUCCUGUGGAGGGAGCUGCUGCUGCUGCUGCUGGGCUUCGAUGCUGCCAGCGCUCCCUUUGACAUAGGAAAUUCUAGAUUUGCACAGUAAUAUAGGAAUUAGAAUUGCCCAACUUCCAGCUUGGAUGCAGCCUGCUACAUCAGGGGUUUGGACUGACUUCCUAGGGAUUAUUUGGGGACUAGCCUUACUGGAAACAAACUGUCAACUGGUUUCCCCUGCACAAAUUUUGAAAUUCACUGUUUCACCUUGUCUGUUUGUAUUACAAAUAUGGAUUGAAAAGUGAAUCCCGGGCUGGGGAUUUAGCUCAGUGGCAUAAGCACCUACCUGGCAAGUGUGGGGUUGUGAGUUUGAUCCCCAGUACCAAAAAAAAGAAAAGUGAAUCCCUUACAUAUGAUUUAACGUGUGUUAAAUGAAAAACAGGGACCAAAAUAGUUCUGUGUUCCUCGUUUGCCACAGCCAGCCAUCUAAGCAGAGAAGGAACUGUUAGCAAAUGAAUGUAAUAAUGAUACCUAAGCACAUGAGCAAAUACAGGAGCAGGCUCCACCCUCAACAAACAGCAGCCUCGCUGUGUGUGACUGCAAAGGGAGAAGCUCCUGGUUUCCCGGAAUGCAGUACUUUGACCUGUGUUGAUUCUUAUUCCGAAUGUCUGUUUACAUGAUGUACAGUGUAUAUGCAGAAAGUAUUUUUGCUCCCACGUUUCCUUUCUACAACGCGCGGCUUUGGUAUUCCGCGAACCCCUCCCCACCUCCCCUCCGUGUGCAGUGUACUGUGAGUGGACCGUGUGAGUUCAGACCCACGGAUGAGUGCAGUGUUCAGAGACUUCCUAUUUGACAAAGAGAUCCUCUGUAUUUUCUAUUUUGUUACCAGCACUGAUAUUUAUAAACUUAAACCACUUGACCAUGCUGCUGCAUGUUUUCAAGUACAUACUGAACAGUAAAGAUUGAGUUGUUUUCUUAACAGUCAUUGAAAGCAGGUGCUUUAGAAUACUGAACUAGAGCCCUGCACCCAGACACACCUUCAUCAGUUUAUCAUCCGCAGGGCAUUUCGUCAUUAUUUUUUGAAAAUAGACAUUUUAGGCUCUGAGUUCCUGCGAAGGCUGGAGGUGCAGCUCAGUGGAGAGGAUUUGCCUGACGGGUGCGAGGCCCUGGGUUCAGCACCCUGCACAAGCAGAGAAGAUAGAUCAGGUGGGACCACAGCACACCAGAGCUGUUUGCAUUGCCCCCACGGUCACGUGUCAUUGCAGUGCUUUGUGUUGGUGACUGUGUUCCUUCUCAGCUUUGUGUUCAGAUGCUUUCCCAUUUGGGCAGUGAAGUCUAACCAGGUUGACCUUUCUCAUGCUUCAUUAAUCUCAGGCUAACUGUAAAAGAUAUUUGUAAAGUUCGAAUAAAAUCUGUUUACUCAUACUUGAGUUAAGUAUGAAGAAAAGCACUUGUAUCUUUAAAAACUGAAAUUAUUCAUUUGCGAUAAAUGAUUAAUUGCAAGA